Molecule: messenger RNA, 3108 nt
Organism: Pistacia vera
Lineage: Eukaryota; Viridiplantae; Streptophyta; Magnoliopsida; Sapindales; Anacardiaceae
Product: probable LRR receptor-like serine/threonine-protein kinase At1g56140
Exons: 24
Coding region: 1-3108 (1035 amino acids)
Biological process (GO): protein phosphorylation
Molecular function (GO): ATP binding; protein binding; protein kinase activity
Source: RefSeq, a predicted model, not a curated record
AUGAUAAUAUUGAUGAAAUCAGCCGCUUCAGUUUCAGCAAUUGUUUGCUUGUAUGUCAGUUGCAUUUUCUUGGACCUUCUUGUACUUGAUGUAGCUCAAACUCAAGCUCAAGCUCAAGCUACUACAGCUCCUAAUGAAGUGAGAGCAUUGAAUGCAUUAUAUGAAAAAUGGGGGAUUUCUGCAAAUCGAAAUCAAUGGAAUAUAAGUGGAGAUCCAUGUAGUGGAGCCUCAAUUGACGACUCCAUUGCCAUUGAUACUGAUGGUUACAACCCAUUUAUCAAAUGUGAUUGUUCUUACAAUAAUAAUGCUCUUUGCCACAUUAUCGAGGUGAGAGUUUACAGACUGGAAGUUGAUGGUGUGAUCCCAGAUGAGCUAUGGAGUUUGAAUUUCCUCAUAAGACUGGACUUGAGAUAUAAUCUCUUGUCAGGUCCACUUUCUUCAUCCAUCAGCAAUCUAACUGCAAUAAAACAGUUGAACUUUGCACUUAAUAGAUUUUCUGGGCAGCUUCCAAAAGAGCUUGGCAUGCUCCCCGAGUUAGUGGGAUUAAGUAUUGGAUCAAACAACUUUUCUGGUUCUGUGCCACCUGAGCUUGGUAAUUUAUCAAAUUUAGAGGAACUAUUUAUGGACAGUUCUGGAGUGAGUGGUGAGAUUCCUUCGAGUUUCGCUAAUUUAAAGAACCUGGAGAAAGUGGUGGCUUCUGAUGUGGAACUUACAGGAAGAAUUCCUGACUUUAUAGGAAAUUGGUCAAAUCUUCAUACCUUGAGGUUUCAAGGAAAUUCGUUUGAAGGACCGAUACCAUCAUCUUUUUCCAGUCUAACUAAUCUGACUGAGUUGAGAAUAAGUGAUUUAUCCAAUGGGAGCUCCUCAUCCUUAGCAUUUCUACUGAAUAUGAAAACAUUAACUUACUUAGAAUUAAGGAAUAACAAAAUUUCCGAUUCAAUUCCAUCUAAUAUUGGUGACUACCAGAAUUUGCAGUACUUGGAUUUGAGUUUCAACAAUAUCAGUGGACAGAUUCCCAGCUCGCUUUUCAAUUUGGGUUCGCUGACUUACUUGUUUCUUGGAAACAACAAUUUAAAUGGUACCCUCCCGGAAGAAAAAGGGACAACUCUUCUCAAUAUAGAUGUAUCUUACAAUAAUCUAUCCGGUAGCCUUCCUCGUUGGAUUCAAGAACAAAAUUUACAACUUAACUUAGUGGCAAACAACUUCAACCUAGAAAGUUCUAAUUACAGCAGUGUUCUCCCGUAUGGGUUGCACUGUCUCCAACGCAAUUUUCCUUGCAAUCGAGGUUCUCCAAUCUAUUCGAGCUUUGCAAUUAAUUGUGCCGGUCCAACAAUUACAUCUCACGAUAUUGUGUAUGAGAGUGACAAUGAGCCUCUUGGUCCAGCUACAUACUAUUUGACAGACACAAAUAGAUGGGGAGUUAGUAAUGUUGGAUACUUUAUUGGAAGCAAUAAUAUACAGUAUAACAUUAUUUCUACGUCUACAGUCAAAAAUACUCAAGAGUCGAGACUUUUCCAAAGAGCUCGAAUCUCUGCUUCAUCUUUAAGAUACUAUGGUGUAGGCCUUCAAAAUGGAAAGUACACUGUAACUCUCCAGUUUGUAGAAUUAGCAAAUUUCACUACUACCGGAUGGAAAAGUUUUGGGAGGCGUGUUUUCGAUAUAUAUGUUCAGGGAAAUCUUGUUGAAAAAGACUUUGAUAUAACAAGGGUAGCAGGUGGAGUCCUUAGAAGAGCAGUUCAAAGAAAAUAUCCAGCUCAGGUAUUCAAAAACUACAUGGAAAUCCACUUGUUUUGGGCUGGGAAAGGGACCUGCUGUACUCCUGACCAUGGCACAUAUGGACCCUCUAUUUCGGCCAUCAGUGUUACCCCAGAUUUUAAACCUACUAAAAGCCCUCCAAGUGGACCAAGUCAAACCAUUGAGAAGAAUAAAAAAGGCCUAAUUGUGGGGAUUGUUGUUGUUGCUGGGGUUGUAUUUCUGUUACUUGCAAUUUUCUUCGUUGUGCGAAGGAGAAAAAAGCCACAAACUGUUGAUGAUGAACUUGUCAGCAUGGAUGUUAGACCAUACACUUUUAGUUAUGAGGAACUAAAGACUGCUACAGAUAACUUCAGUAUUGAAAAUAAGCUUGGAGAGGGAGGAUAUGGACCAGUUUAUAAGGGAGCACUCAGAGAUGGAAGAGUAAUUGCUGUGAAGCAAUUAUCUAUAGCAUCCCACCAAGGGAAGAGCCAGUUUGUUGCAGAAAUUGCUACUAUAUCUGCCGUGCAGCACCGUAACCUAGUAAAACUUCAUGGGUGUUGUUGUGAGAGAGCACAACGACUCCUUGUUUAUGAAUAUCUGGAAAACAACAGUCUUGAUAAAGCAUUAUUUGGAAAAGAAAGUUUGGACCUUGACUGGUCAACGCGUUAUGAUAUUUGUUUAGGAGUAGCAAGAGGUCUGGCUUAUCUUCAUGAGGAAUCAAGGAUUCGAGUUAUACAUAGAGACGUGAAAGCCAGUAAUAUUUUGCUUGAUAGUAAUCUUAUCCCCAAAAUAUCAGAUUUUGGUUUGGCCAAAUUUUAUGAUGAUAAGAAGACCCACAAAAGCACUCGUGUUGCAGGCACAAUUGGAUAUGUUGCACCGGAGUAUGCCAUGCGUGGAUAUCUAACGGAGAAGACUGAUGUGUUUGCCUUUGGUGUUGUGACUCUAGAGGUUGUUAGUGGGAGGCCAAACUCAGAUUCAAGUUUGGAAGAAGAGAAGAUGUAUCUUCUUGAUUGGGCUUGGCACCUAUACAAGAACAAUCGUCAACUUGAGCUAGUGGACUCAAAAUUGUCAGAAUUUAGUGAGGAAGAAGUAAAAGUUCUGAUAGGAGUAGCACUUUUGUGUACACAAACAUUGCCCUCCUCAAGGCCAUCAAUGUCCCGCGUGAUUGCUAUGCUUUGUGGAGAUAUGGAAGUGAGUACAAUAAAUUCUAAGCCUGGAUACUUGAUUGAAUGGGCAUUUAAUGAUGUGACCACCUUCGUUAGUGAUGAUAUAAAUGAAGAAUGUGAAGAUACCAGCCAUUACAUCUCCUCAACAAGGUUACGUACAACGGAUAAAACUCUAGAAAUAAGUGCUAGUGAAGCCCUGCUCCAUUGA